Messenger RNA from Poecilia reticulata (guppy), 2187 nucleotides. Lineage: Eukaryota; Metazoa; Chordata; Actinopteri; Cyprinodontiformes; Poeciliidae. The record is from RefSeq and is a predicted model, not a curated record.
UAGUUGUAGGAGGGGAACCUGCUGCUCUCCUUCAGCAUCAUCUUGUACAGAGAAAUCACCUGAGACCGAGUGGAAGCAGCCAUGAUGCUACACGGUACGCGGCUCCGUCCCUCUUUCCGUUUGAGUUCCAGGACCCUGAUUUCUAGAUCAAGGACCCCGGCGUCCCGGCCAUCGAUCGCUUCCUCCCGUGUUCAGACGGCGGAAGAACCCGUCUGGGACGCGUCAGCGCCGCGACCCGAGCCGGAUCGCUGCGGAUCGACCGGCCUCCUCUGUGGAGAGCUCCAUGGACUCGUCGUCAUGACGUUGGGUCCUUCGUUCUUCCCCUGCGGUCGGCUCCGGACCCGGCCUCUGCUCCGCCGCCUGCUCUCAGAGCUGCGGCCCGGCGGCGGCCCGGCGCCGUGCAGGCGGCUCGGCGCCGAGGGCGGCACCCUGCAGCCCGUGAUUGGCCAGGACUCCAUCGAGCUGCUGGGCCACUCCUACCCCCGCGACGACUUCACCAACAUCACGCCGAAGAUCCUGGCCAAGGUGGGCUUCCACCUGCAGAACCAGCCGUACCACCCGCUGUGGCUCAUCAAGGAGCGCAUCAAAGCUCACUUCUACAGCUCGUACGUCGGUCGCUGGGGCAACCCUCUGUUCUCCGUCCACGACAACCUGAGUCCAGUGGUGACGGUGGAGCAGAACUUUGACAGCCUGCUGAUUCCUCCUGAUCACCCCUGCAGGAAGCGAGGCGAUAACUACUAUCUGAACAGAACCACCAUGCUGCGGGCCCACACCUCGGCCCACCAGAGGGAGCUGGUCCGGUCCGGUCUGGACGCCUUCCUGCUGGCCGGAGACGUGUACCGGCGGGACGAGAUCAACGCCAGCCACUACCCGGUCUUCCACCAGAUGGAGGGGGUCCGACUCUUCUCCGACCUCCAGCUGUUCUCCAGGGUCCGCGGCGGCGACGAGCUGAGCCUGUUCGAGCGCGGCGGGCGCCGGACCGGCCAGAAGCAGGAGAGCCACAGCCUGGAGGCCGUGAAGCUGGUGGAGUUCGACCUGAAGGCCACCCUGACCCGACUCGUCACACACCUGUUUGGACCAGACGUGGAGGUCAGGUGGGUCGACUGCUGCUUCCCCUUCACCCACCCCUCCUUCGAGAUGGAGGUGCGUUUCCAGGGCGACUGGAUGGAGGUGCUGGGCUGCGGCGUGAUGGAGCAGGAGCUGCUGCUGUCGGCGGGUGCCGGGAACAAGCUGGGCUGGGCGUUCGGUUUGGGUCUGGAGCGUCUGGCCAUGAUCCUCUACAGCAUCCCGGACAUCCGGCUGUUCUGGAGUCGGGACGAACGAUUCCUGAAGCAGUUCAGGGUGGACGACAUCCAGACGCCCAUCUGCUUCCAGCCUUUCAGUAAAUACCCGCCGUUCCACAACGACAUUUCCUUCUGGCUGCCAGACGCCGCCGACCGCUUCACAGAGAACGACUUCUACGACCUGGUUCGCUCGGUGGGCGGAGACCUGGUGGAGAAAGUUAGUCUGGUGGACGACUUCACUGACCCCAGGACGGGCCGGCGGAGCCACUGCUACCGCAUCGUCUACCGCCACAUGGAGCGAACUCUGACCCAGCAGGAGGUCCGGCAGGUCCACCAGCAAAUCGAGCGAUUGGUGGAGGCGGAGCUGGGCGUUCAGGGCCGGUUCUGACCGAGCAGCGUAGAUCUACACGCAGAGCAGCGUAGAUCUACACACAGAGCCUGAGCGCUUCAGGGAGAGUCUGACCGUCUGCUGCCGGCGGUUCUCACGCCGCUGCAGCUCUUCGUCAUCCUCCCUCUGCUCCUCUGCAGCCUCAACGUGUGAAUCUGACGCGUCGCCUCUAAUUUCCAAAUACAUGGUCUGGGCGUCGGACGCCAGCAGCCGUCUGGUGGGACGGCUGCUGUCCAGCAGGUCUGAGGACGGACACUGAGGACGGACACUGAGGACGGACACCAGGCUGUUGAACCCUGAUGACUUCCAGCUGCACUUGAUGUUAAAUUACCUAUAAAACUCAUUUCUUAAAUAAUUUCUGCGUAAAAUGAAUUUGACUCUUGAACCUUUGUGGGACAAAGUUUUUCUGCGUUCAGCUGUUUGGACACAUUGGAAGAAAUUUAUCUGAAAUGUUUUUGGAAAUUAUGUUUAGAAUGUUGACUAAAGAGGAAAAGUUAAUAAAAAGUUUGCACUAAU